Molecule: messenger RNA, 393 nt
Organism: Closterium sp. NIES-65
Lineage: Eukaryota; Viridiplantae; Streptophyta; Zygnematophyceae; Desmidiales; Closteriaceae
Source: the annotation of a GenBank genome assembly
AUGCCUCCCACUCCCACUCCUUGUGCCCCCGCCCUCACGUUGCACGCACAUCGACAGAAGCAGUCGCAAUCGGGUCUGCUCUCGUCACUAUUAAAACCAGAUGUUGCGGAGGACCAGGAUGCGUUCAAGGACGUGCUGUACUGGAUGCGCCAGGUGCUCGCGGUGCUCUUUGGCGUGCUGUGGGGCAUUGCGCCCAUCACAGGCGGCAUUGGCAUCAUCGGCUUCCUGGUGCUGAGCACGGCAGUGAUGAUGGGGUACUACACGCUGGUGGUGAAGGUGGAUGCGGAGGAGCUGGGCGGCCACGGGGCACUGCUGCAGGAGGGCCUCCUCAACUCCUUCGGCGUCUUCCUGCUCGUUUGGAUACUGCUCUUCACAUAUCUGCAUGCCUCAUGA